This is a messenger RNA of Leptonychotes weddellii (Weddell seal), 2835 nucleotides long. NCBI's taxonomy places the organism in Eukaryota, Metazoa, Chordata, Mammalia, Carnivora, Phocidae. The record is from RefSeq and is a predicted model, not a curated record.
AAUACCCUUACUUGCUCCUUUUUCUCCUCCUCCCCAUCCCCCCACCCCGGUCCAGCGGAGCGGGCACUGGACACAAUGAACUUUGAAGUGAUCAAAGGCCAGGCCGUCCGCAUCAUGUGGUCCCAGCGAGACCCAGGACUCCGCAGGUCGGGUGUGGGCAACAUCUUCAUCAAGAACCUGGAGGACUCCAUUGACAACAAGGCCUUAUAUGACACCUUCUCCACCUUUGGGAACAUCCUCUCUUGCAAGGUGGUGUGUGAUGAUCACGGUUCCCGAGGCUUCGGCUUUGUCCACUUUGAGACCCAUGAGGCUGCACAGCAGGCCAUUGCCACCAUGAACGGGAUGCUGCUGAAUGACCGCAAAGUCUUCGUCGGCCACUUCAAGUCCCGACGAGAGCGGGAAGCAGAGCUGGGAGCUCGGGCCAUGGAGUUUACCAACAUUUAUGUGAAGAACCUCCAUGUGGACGUGGAUGAGCAGGGCCUGCAGGACCUCUUCUCCCAGUUUGGGAAGAUGCUGAGUGUGAAGGUGAUGAGGGACGACAGUGGCCACUCCCGAGGCUUCGGCUUUGUCAACUUUGAGAAGCAUGAGGAAGCCCAGAAGGCUGUGCUGGACAUGAAUGGGAAGGAGGUGAGCGGGCGGCUGCUGUACGUGGGCCGGGCCCAGAAGCGUGUGGAACGGCAGAAUGAGCUGAAGCGCAGGUUCGAGCAGAUGAAGCAGGACCGGCUGACCCGUUACCAGGGUGUGAACCUGUACGUUAAGAACCUAGAUGACUGCAUUGAUGAUGAGAAGCUGAGAAAAGAGUUCUCACCCUAUGGAGUGAUUACCAGUGCUAAGGUGAUGACAGAGGGUGGCCACAGCAAGGGGUUUGGCUUUGUGUGUUUUUCCUCUCCAGAAGAGGCGACCAAGGCCGUGACCGAGAUGAACGGGCGCAUCGUGGGCACCAAGCCACUGUACGUGGCACUGGCCCAGCGCAAAGAGGAGCGGAAGGCCAUCCUGACCAACCAGUACAUGCAGCGUCUGUCCACGGUGCGGGCGCUGGGCGGCCCCCUCUUGGGCUCCUUCCAGCAGCCCGCCGGCUACUUCCUGCCCGCCGUGCCCCAGCCUCCAGCCCAGGCUGCAUACUAUGCCUCCGGCCCCCCCAUGCAGCCCGCCCCCAGGUGGACGGCCCAGCCUCCGAGACCCUCCUCCACCUAUCCUCCAGCUGCCUCAGUGGUCCGGCCACCAGCCAUGUUGCGGCGCCCCCCGGCCCAGGUCAGCAGUGUCAGGCAGGCCUCUACCCAGGUGCCGCCCCCGCUGCCCCACACCCAAAGAGUGGCCAACAUCGGCACCCAGACCACAGGAGCCGGUGGGGUGGGAUAUUCUACACCAAGCGGGCCUCUCCUGACGCACAAAUAUCCCUCAGCACCACACAACCCUGGGAUGCAGGAGCCCGCUGUGCGCAUCCCGGGACAGGAGCCCCUGACGGCGUCCAUGCUGGCCGCGGCACCGCUGCCCGAGCAAAAGCAGAUGAUCGGUGAGUGGCCGCAGCCGGAAGCGGGGGCUGAGAGGGGGCCAGCCUGGUGGGGCGAGACCUUGGGUGGAGGUCAGACGUGUGGACGAGGUCCAGCAUUGCUGCGGACCGACCUGCUGGGUGACCUUGCUGGGGUCGCCUCUGCUCUCUCGGCCUCCCUCCCUCCCUUAAAACACUGGUCAGAGCAGACGGUCCCGAGAGUUCUUCAGCUCUGCUGUUCCAGGCCCCCGACGGGCUGGAGAGAGCCCAGCUGUGGGCAGACUGGGGGCCAGGAGCCAGGGUGUGGUCUUGGGUUUCUGCCGGUGGGCGUCGCAGCUCCUCACCUCUCCUGAAGGGGAAGAGGCUGUCCCCACAUGUCAUCCAGCUCCCAGUGGCCACUGCAGGGAGGCGGGAGAUAAGUGGGCAUGGGGCAUGGGGCAAACACACGUUCCCUGCUGGGCUGUGAGUUCCUUGUGCAGUUCGUCCCCAGUGCAGUGUCUAUGGCAGGCCCUGCCAAAGGAUGCCACUCACUGUCGAAUGAAUGACAGGCUUGCUACUGGGUGGCAGGUUCUUCCGUCCGUGGCCACCAAGAUGUCCAGAGCCGCUCUGAGGGCCCCCUUUGCCACCACCCUGUUGUUUCCUCAGCUCACUUGGGGUCUUGCCACUUCCAACUGCUCAAAGGAAAUUCUACAUGGGCUUCAUGGAGGCAGGAGGCUGUUAGCCGUUCCCUGUAAACCUCUUCACUUUACUCGUGGGAAAACCUCUCCCACCCCAGCACCCCAGCACCCCAGCCUGGCCAGACCCUCCCCACAUGGCCGAGAGGGGCUGGCUACCAGUGCUAGGCCCUGUCACUAGAAGUGCCUGAUGGUGGAAGGUGAAUUUAUCUUGUAUAUGUGGCUCCCCCCGCCCCCUCAAAAGUCCAGUUGGGCAUUAGCAUAUCUUGUCUAGAAUUCCAGUGUGUAUUUGGGAACUAUUUCUUUUAAGAUGAGCAAGAGUAGUCUUUAAACCCCAAGUCGGUGUCCGACCCUGUGUAGGUAACUUCACCUAGAGUAUCAAAUUUGAUUCUUCAAAUUAGCCUCCGAAGCAGGGUUUGCUCUGCGCACUUUAUGGUUGGGAAAGAGGCUCCCAGUGGAGCUCAGGGACACAGCCUGGAAGGAGCAGUUCUGGGACGAGCCCCCAGAUGCCUCACUGCUCCAUUCCACGGUACCCACCACCCUGCCCCCCGCCCCUGGGCUGCUGGGUUAUCAGCCAGGUGUUCUAUACAGGUGAGCGUCUGUACCCCCUCAUCUACGAUACCCACACCCAGCUGGCGGGCAAGAUCACGGGCAUGCUGCUGGAGAUCGACA